Molecule: messenger RNA, 6223 nt
Organism: Tachyglossus aculeatus (Australian echidna)
Lineage: Eukaryota; Metazoa; Chordata; Mammalia; Monotremata; Tachyglossidae
Gene: WDR64
Product: WD repeat domain 64
Exons: 41
Coding region: 180-5990 (1936 amino acids)
Molecular function (GO): DNA binding; 5'-3' DNA exonuclease activity; protein binding
Source: RefSeq, a predicted model, not a curated record
CUUCCCUGCCGGCUCCCGGAAUCAAAUCUCACCUCUUCCCAACAAUGGACUUUUAAGAUCGGAAGCGGAGCAGAGGGACAGGCAGUGAGGCCGAGGGACAAAGGGACACGGACAAGGCGGGUUUUCCACGUUGACGGACUCGCGCUGCUCCUAAUUUCCAUCAGAACCCGGCAGCCCCCAUGGAUAUCAGUGAGGAGAAACAGUCCAGCCUCGUCUCUAAGAGCGAUGAUUUUAAGAAGGCCCUGACGGAGUUUGAGAAGUUGGUGGAGACCACCGUGGUGCAGAAGAAAGAGGAAAGGCUAGGUGUGCUGGUCAAAAAUGAAGAUACCAUCGAUUAUGAUAAAUUCUACGAGAAGGUGAGAGCUCUGUUUGGUCCAGAAGUGAGGAGCCAGGACGUGAAAGCCUUUUACAGGAAAAUCUCCAAUAACCCUGAAGCGCCGAUAGACUGGUGUGAGAUCUUUGGAUACUUUCUUCAGGAAGGCGACAGCCUUGCUUCCCAGCUCGACGAAGAGAACUUUGUUUUCCUUGUUUCCCGGAAACAGAGGGUGGUGAUUUCAGGUGGCAGGAGGCGGGAUGUAAUCAAGGGCAUCGUUAAGGUGCCUCAGCUGGAUUUCCUCAUAACGGCCUCUCAGAAAGGGUGUCUCGUGGUGUUUAACAGCCAGAUGAGAGUUCAGGCUACCAUCAACAUUAUAGAUACUUCCUGGGUUACCGGGUGCGAUUACCUCCCUCAACUCAAGAGGAUUGUGGCUGUCACCGAAAGGACCGUCGUCGUCUGGGAUUAUAAAGCUCAAGGAAACAGUCAGGAUAAUUAUUUUAUCAUCAAACCAAUGGACCACUGUCUCCUCUGCGUCUGCGUGGUGCCCAUGACUGACCAGCUCUGCAGGGAUGACGUCCUGAUGGGGGACGAUGGCGGGUUUGUCAACCGCUUCACUCUAAACAGCGACGACUUCGGACUCAAGCAGUCGAAAACCAAAAAGAAAUUGCAGUCGCAGGUCCUGGACGCGAGGAACUUUACGAAUAUUAAGAGGAAAUUACACACUGACUGGGUUAUGAAAAUCAAGUACCUCCCAGCCCUGAAUUGUUUUGGAUCCUGCUCUCUGGACAGUAUUCAUUCGUUGGUUUUGGACAACUUGCAGAGGCUCGAAGACAACUUGCCGGUCAGAGAGUUUUCUAUUCCCCGAGGAGCCAACAGUUUCACCUACUGCGGAAAAGCCAACGUCAUUGUUACUGGAGGCGACGACAAAGUGCUUCGACUCUGGCAUCCCAACAUCAGCACCAAGCCGGUGGGCAAACUCUUGGGCCACAUGUUCAGCAUCACCGAAAUCGUCACCAACGAGAAAGACCAGCACAUCAUCAGCCUGUCCUCCGCCAAGGUGUUUCGAGUGUGGGAUAUCCAGACACUUACGCUGCUACAGGUUUUCCAUGACAGCCAGGGCGGACCGGGAGACAUGCAGAUCUACGCGAUGAUAUUUGACGUGAAUCACGGCAUGCUUGUUACAGGAUCGUGUGUCAUUGAUAUGUAUCCUUUAACUCGUAUGAUCCAGGACACCAAACAAGUGCCACAUACUCAUGACAGAGACAUCAAUGUCAUGAUUUAUAACCAGGCUUUUCACCAAGUGCUCACUAUCUGCUCCGACUCGAUCAUCAAGGUGUGGGAACUCGAGACGGGCCACCAAAUAUAUCAGAUUUUAGACGCUCACGGGGCCAAUAUUGAGGUGACCUCGGCUGCCAUUGACAAAAGCGGAUUCCAUCUGGCUACCGGGGCCUGCAACGGAACCUUGAAGAUCUGGGAUUUUGGAAGUGGGCAGGAAAUUAAGGUGUUGCCCCAAGGAAAGGACUGGAAAGAGGAUGAACACUGGCUUCGCCAUCUGAUCUUCCUAAGGGCUCGAGAAAAACAUCAGUACCAAGUCCUCGCCUUGGAGCAUAGUGGGAAGAUCAAAGUCAUCCAGGGGAAGGAAGAGGACGCCUGCCUCAUCGUGUCUUGGGAGCUGCCAGACGCCAUCCCGGUUAUGAUCCAAGGGAAUCCCGUCAUUCCCCUGAUGAUGACGGCCAAUCCCAAAGGAGGGAUGGGGCCUUUCCCAGACGUCGAACUGAUGCCGGAAAACGAAUACGUUGACCUCAUCCAACCGGAGGAUUCCGCAGUCCAGAUGGAAGUGAACUGCUUUGACGUGCUGCAGAUGGAAGGAUACAACCUGAUAGCGGCGGCGACAGUGAACGGAAUAAUAAUCCUGUGGGAUUUCGUCAUGGCUACGGUUAAAGAGCUAUACAGACCUGAGGAUGCCCUGGUGAAUAAUCCCGAUUUAGACCCUAAACGCUACAGAGUCAACGCGCUGAUGUUACUUUUCCGCAGCACGGACUUCAUAAGAAAACCUAGCUCAACGUCUCUGACCUCCAUGUCGCAGAGCGAGUCCACCCGAGUGGCAGGAAGUAGCAUCGGGAGCCUGGAAAAGGAAAGCAAGAAGAGCAUACCAGAAAGUGAGAUUUCAGGCCAUCCUGCUUCCCCGCUAGAAGAGCAAGAUCGCUCAGACUCCAGAGAUGAGUCGUAUUUGGUGGGGAAGAAAACAAUGCCCGACAGGUUGAACCAGAGUCAAGAUUCUCCCGACGUGCCUCCCCCAAUACUGGCCACUGCCCACGAGGACGGACAUCUCCGCCUGUGGAACAUCAAGGGUGAACUGCUAAAAGACAUGUUACCUUUCACCAAGCAUUCAGCCAUACCCCUGACUGCGCUGGCCACAGACCUCUACACUAAGGUGCUGCUGGCUGGAAAUAAGGAAGGACACAUUAUUCAGUGGAGCAUCGGAUCCUUCCUGGCCCAGCCCCACGAUGGAAAGCAAUUCAAGCAGAUCCUUUGCUGGCGAAGUCACUCGCUGAAAGUUGUCAGCCUGUUCUACGAAGAGGAGAAAAAAGUGGUGGUGACGGCGUCUCUGGAUGGUUCUGUAAGACUUUGGCAUGCCCGAAAUGGGCAUUACUGUGGCUACCUGGGGCAGCGCAGGGCAUUAGAGCUGACGGAGCCAGGCGACUUCAUUUUGCCCUGUGACAUCAACGAAUAUCCCGUGGAAAUCAAAGAAGAUAACAAGUACAUGAUGGAGAAGAAACAAAAAUACGAAUAUCCUCUCGUCUUCGACCGAAGAAAGUGGAAGCAGUUGAGUCUGAUGCCUGAACUUUUCAAAAAGUCACCUUCCAAGGCGGUUGACGCGGACCAUCAGUACAAGUAUUUCAAGUUUCUGGCUUCCCCCAAGAUCAGAACCCACAUUUUGGAAAGCUCCAAGAGCGGGAACAAAGAAGCUGGCAUCAUAUUUGGCUUUCUGCCCGUCUAUAGGAUCCAGAGUCCCAUUAGCCUGAGGCACCUGCCCCUGAUCGGAGCCGACACGCAGAAAGACUCCAGUGAGAACCUCCAAGUGAAGAAGAAGGGCGCCCGCUUCCCAAACCUGCCACGUAACAUUAUGGGGAUCCAGGGUUUGCUCCAGUUUCUUAAAGAUGCUUCGGAGCCCAUCCACGUGAGGAAGUACAAGGGCCAGACAGUAGCCGUGGACACGUACUGCUGGCUUCACAAAGGAGCCUUCGCUUGUGCCGAGAAGCUGGCAAAGGGCGAACCUACUGAUCAGUACGUCACAUUCUGUAUGAAAUUCGUUAACAUGCUCCUCUCCCAUGGAAUCAAGCCAAUCCUCGUGUUUGACGGUUGUACCUUACCGUCCAAGAAGGAAGUGGAAAAGGCUCGAAGCGAGAGAAGGCAAGCAAACUUCCUGAAGGGGAAACAGUUCCUUCGUGAGGGGAAGGUCUCCGAAGCCAGAGAAUGUUUCAACCGCUGCGUCAAUAUUACCCACAGGAUGGCUCACCAAGUGAUUAAAGCGGCCCGAUCGCAGGGGGUGGACUGCAUUGUUGCCCCGUACGAAGCCGACGCGCAGCUGGCCUUCCUCAACAAGACGGGGAUCGUUCACGCCAUCAUCACCGAGGAUUCGGAUCUCCUGGCGUUUGGGUGCAAAAAGGUGAUUUUGAAAAUGGACAAACUGGGGAACGCCCUGGAAAUCGACCAGGCCCGGCUGGGGAAGUGCCGGCAGCUGGGGGACGUGUUCACCGAAGAGAAGUUCCGCUACAUGUGCAUCCUGUCCGGCUGCGACUACCUGCCGUCCCUGCACGGCAUCGGCCUAGCCAAGGCCUGCCGGCUGCUCCGCACGGCCAACAACCCCGACGUCAUUAAGGUGAUCAAGAAGAUGGGCCACUACCUCAAGAUGAACAUAUCGGUGCCGGAAGACUACAUCGAGGGCUUCAUUCGCGCCAACAACACCUUUCUCUACCAGCUGGUGUUCGAUCCCGUGCGAAGGAAACUCGUGCCCCUGAACGCUUACGAGGACGACGUGGAUCCCGGAACUCUGAGCUACGCGGGGCUACACGUUGGAGAUUCUACCGCUUUCCAGAUCGCCCUCGGAAAUAAAGAUAUCAACACGAUGGAACAAAUCGAUGACUACAGUCCGGACAUUGAGGCGCCUUGCCAGCCAAGGAGUCGUGGCUGGAAUGACCGAGCAGCGCUGGAGAAAACUUCCGGCGCCGGUAGUAUCUGGAACAAGAACUAUCUUUCCACUCCUGAAACGGCCGCAGCGGCAGACCCUCCGCCCCCUUCGAAGAAACCCUCGACCGCAGGCAUGAGAAGAAUAAUUAGUACUAAGGCGUUAAAUCUCCCAAGCAAGCCGCUCUUCGUCAAAAGGCCAAGAAGAGAGGAGCUAUCGGAAGACGACCUGCUGAGACAGUACUCCUUUUCCAACACUAAGAAAGCGAAGAAAGAUCCCAGCCCCGAAGGCAGUCAGCCCCAGGAGGCUUCGGCUCCGGAAGACCCCCGCGGUCAAGGAACCCCCGGCGUUCAGCAGAGGCUGAGGAACAAAUUCGCAUCCUUCCUGCAGAGGAAAAACCAAGCGGACGGGGCGAUUGUCGUUCCCGGGACAAGAAGCAGGUUCUUCUGCGGUCCCGCAAACACCGCCGACGUCUCGGAGGCCAACGAGGCAAGUCAGCCCCCGAGGAUGAACCCGGCAGAGGCAGAGACCCCCCGGGAGGGAGACCAAACCGAGGGGUCCAGUGAGGAGGACCACCAGGACGACAGUAGUGACACCCCUCAGGCCCCUGUCCCCGAGAAAUUCAGCCCGUCCUCGUCCCCGGACCCCGCCGGUUUCAACCCAUCUCCAUCCCCGUCCCCCGACCCCGCUAAAUUCAGCCGAACCUCGUCCCCUGACCCCGCCGAUUUCAGCCGAAACCUGUCCCCCCUGGGGAGGCUGAGAAGCUGCUUCAGCUGGUCUGGAAACCUUCGCGAUUUCUCAAGGACUCCGAGCCCCUCUUCAGACGGAUUCUUCCAGCAGUUUCUCAGAAAGGGCGACUCCCCGUCACCCCUGUCUCGGGACCCCGGCAGUUCUCGUUUCACCCAAGUGAGCGACAGGGCGGAGUCCGGGAGGGGAGACGCGGAGCCUUCCCCGCUCCCCGCAGCGGAGCACCUAUCUCCGGCAUCCCUGAACAGCUCAGCUGCCUCGCUGAGCCCUCGACUGCCUGGCGGGGAUUCGCCUGCAGAAGAAUCUGACUGCCGGUUCAGGGAGUCCGGAGACUGGAGCAGGCAGAGCUCCGGGCUGCACUUGGCCCCGUUGGCCAGGAGGAAUGGCAGCACCGUGAGAAACCAGGUUCCUGGGAUUCUGAAGUCCAAGUCCGCGGGGUCGAUUUGUUCGCCCAGAAACCGCCCCCCGGGGCAAGCCAGAGUCAGCGGGCUGCGGAAGCGACCGGCAGCGGGGCUGAAGAGCUUUGGCCACGAUGUCGAGAACAAGCCGGGCCUGCAGGUCAAAAUCAGCCAACUCUGGAAAAACUUCGAGUUUAAAAAGGAUUCCGAAAAGCUGCCAUCCUGCCGGAAGUCGGACCCGCUGUCCCCGCUCAAAGACAACAUCCAGCUGACUCCGGAAACAGAGGAGGAGGUAUUCAACAAGUCCGAGUGUAGUCGCGUGCAGAGGGCAAUAUUCUAAGGAAUAUUGCCUUCCCUCUUCGCUCGGCUUUGGGAAGGAGGCAGCCUCAGCUGGAGCCGGUGGGUUUCUGCGCUGUCCGCUUCCCAGCCCGACUUUCCCCCCAUCAUGGAUUUCCACCCCGCCCUCCCUAAAAGAUUGCCUGCCUGAUCCAGUGAACUAAACCGUCCCUCUCCCCUCUCUGGCCUCCCCCUCUUCCUGGUCUUCCUUUAAAUUUGAACAAAAAUGAAGACUGA